This is a messenger RNA of Pistacia vera, 1261 nucleotides long. RefSeq lists its product as uncharacterized. Bases 359 to 958 code for a protein of 199 amino acids. The transcript has 3 exons. The record is from RefSeq and is a predicted model, not a curated record. NCBI's taxonomy places the organism in Eukaryota, Viridiplantae, Streptophyta, Magnoliopsida, Sapindales, Anacardiaceae.
UAGAGUUCACCGGCUCUAAAAACCAACAAUUUCUUGUAAGAUUUUGCAUGGAUUCACUUCUAUAAUAUAAUGUCCUUUUGUUUCUUGUAUUUGUGUUUUGGUUUGGCUCUUUGUAACAUUCGGCAAUCCCUCCAGUCCGUCCAACUGUGGACAACAAUGGAAAUUUUUGUUAUCUGUAUAUGAGAACAAAACAAUGAUCUUUCAAAGGAAAAAAACAAAAGACUCUGAUGAUAUCUAUGAUCCUGAAAAUGAUAAAAUUCCUGGGACAGUGCGUUGCUUCUUUCUUCAUCCAUUUGGCUCCUGAAGGCAGGUUUUGCUCUUGAUUGCAGCAAAGAGAGUUUCAUAUUUGGGUGGAACAAUGGCUUUUGGAAUCAAAGAAAUGGGUACUAUAGUGGCAGUGCUUGGUGUCACAGCUUUCAUACUUGGAAUUAUUGCAGAAAACAAAAAGCCUGCAUCUGGUGUUCCAACGAUUUCUGGAGGAGUUGUUAUUUGCAAGUAUCCAUCAGAUCCAACAGUCUAUUUAGGAUUCUUAUCCAUCUCAUCACUCGGAGCAGCUGUGGCGAUUGGUUUAUAUGCCAUAUUUCAUCCUUACAGAGGCAUAUCUGUUCCUCUCAAUGUUUUCUUCAGAAACACUAAAUUCUUUGUGUUUUUCAACAUAACUGUGUGCUUGUCCUUGUUUGCUGAAGGGAUGUUGUUGUGGACAACAAUCACUGAACUCAAGCACUUGACUAGCAAUGUACAUCACAACCUGCAAACGACUUGCCCCACAGCAAAGACUGGUCUCUUUGGGGGCGGCGCCUUCUUGGCUCUAGAUGCUUCCCUCUUCUGGUUGAUAUGCCUGACGCUAGCUGACAAUGCGAGAGACGACUACUUUGACGAAGAAGAGAACAAUAGAGGUGAAUACGGUCAGGUUCUCACCACAGAUUAUGCUGCAAGGGGACAAGGCAAUGUUGCUUGACAAUGUUUCCAGGGAUAAACACACACAAGUGAACGAUUUUCAUAGACUGGUUUGUAUCGUAUUUAUAUGUAUGUAGUUUUAGACAAUCAAGAUGCUUGAAACAUGGUGGAUGAAUCUCUGUACAGAGAGAACUCUGCAGGAGUGACUAUGAUCUCUCCAUUGCUUCUCCUGUCAUCUCAGUUUGCUUAUUUAAGUAACAAAAAGGGAUAGUAGCCAAUCUCUGCUGUGUUUGUCCCUUCGGUCUGUGACUGUGGUUGUGCCAAAGAUUGUAAAAUGUUUAUGCUCACCAAAAUGGGCAACAGA